AUGAUUUUUUCCAGCCGGAAUUCGUUCUCGCUUUCACGCGACACGGAGCGAGAAUACCCUGUAGCGGCGGAAACGCGGACAAUGUCCCGGUGGAAUUCACAUGCUGGCAGAACGAUACGGUCCAGUAUGCCUGCACUCCGAGGAAGGCAAGGCUGGAUAUUGAUGUGGGGGAAGCAGCAGCUGACCACACUAGGAGUAUUCUCGAUAAAAAAGGAGCAGGAAAACGAACUUCUAGCACACGCGGCAAUAAUCAAGAUGAAGAUAUUAACUACGAGGAAAAUAUAUCAGUUCUUUCCUCGAAGAACUAUAUGGAAAUACUGUUCGAAAAGGAGCAAAAUUCUUGGCGGGGUACCUGCAGCACAGGGGAACUCACCGAUGCGGGUCUAA
This is a messenger RNA of Amoebophrya sp. A120, 387 nucleotides long. The record is from the annotation of a GenBank genome assembly. Lineage: Eukaryota; Dinophyceae; Syndiniales; Amoebophryaceae.